AGACAAGGCAUUUUUACAUUUUGCUGAAUUGGUUAGUAGGCGAUUUUGGGAUUCAAUCAAUCAGACGAUUAGAGUGAGGGCGAAUGAGAUUUGCUCUUUUGUUAGCAUAAUAAUGGCUUCAAUGUCCACGAUACAACUCCGACUUCAUACCCUACCCUCAUUCCAGCGGCGGGAUUUCCGUAGUCUUUUGGAAUUCAGAACCGAAUUGGGCAUGAUUAGUAGUAGCAGCAGUAGUAUUACCGCUACUGGUUGUUGUGCAAGAUGGAAUGAUUCUUCAACUAAAACUUUGAAGCGGAAGUUUGCGGUGAGAGCCUUAAGCGAUCCUCCUCCUCCGGUAAAGGGCGAUCAACACAACAACCGCCUUCAACAUCAGCUCUUCACCCUCAUUCCUCACAAACCACCAAUUCAAUCCGCACUCAACUCUCCCAAUCCUACUCUUAACUUACGCCAUGCCGUCGCUUCUCUCCCCACUUUUAUCCUCCCGAAGAAGAAACACUUCACUCCCAGUUUUGCAACUGGGUUGUGCGCUGCAGCAGCCUUUGUACUUUUUGUGUUAAGGAGCUAUACAGCAAGUAAGUCAAGAUACAGCCGUCCUGGCUCUGUAGCUGAUCUUGUCCGGCGUGGUCAGCUGAGAUCUGAUAGAAGAGGCAUCUCAACGCCCCUCAAGUAUGAAGAUCCAUUCAAUAAUCCAAUGGUGAAGAUUGGUAAAAGCAACUCAACAAUUGAGAUGUGUGGAAAAGUAUUCCGUUUAGCACCGGUGACCCUUACAAAGGACCAACAAACUAUCCAUCAGAAGAGGAGGUCACGUGCGUAUCAAUGGAAGAGACCAAAGGUUUUCCUUAAAGAAGGUGACUCCAUACCCCCGGAUGUGGACCCUGAUACAGUCAGGUGGAUUCCUGCAAAUCAUCCUUUUGCAACCACUGCAAGUGAAAUUAAUGAAGAUUUGGCACAACACAAUGUGUAUCAAAAGCAUGGUGUACCAUUCCGUAUACAGGCAGAGCAUGAAGCUCUUCAGAGGAAGCUUGAAGCACUGCAAAACGAGCAAAAACUCGGUAAACUAGUGAUCGAUCCUAGAGCUGCGCAAGAUUUGGAGAGGCCAUUUAAAUCUCAUUUGAAGCCUGAAGAACCGGUAGAACGGAGUUCCUCUAAGCACACAAAUCCAGAUUCUGCCCAAAAUCCAUUUUUGGACGGACCAGCUUCUGAUGAGGAGGAGAAACCUUGAAUUAUGAUCACGUUUUGGCAGUAUUAAGUCUGGCUUCGAAAGUUUUAAGCUCGCCGACAAUCAAAUCAGUAGCGUCUUUCAGGUUUUACAAGUUUCAAGAGUUGUUAGGCCAGCCCGGCCACUAGAAGCGACGUGGAGGAGAUCGAACUGUAAAUGAAUUUCCAGUUUACACUUGUAGAUGGGUUCUGCGUAACAUAUUUGGUAUUUCUGUACGUAGCUGCAGUUUAGGACAUGCCUUUUCGUAUUUGGUUUUGUGUGCUAAAUCUGUCGCCAUUUCCUUGACUUUGCAUUAGAUGCUUUAUUGUAUAUUUGAAAAAGAUUGAAUAUUUUUCCUCA
Molecule: messenger RNA, 1558 nt
Organism: Coffea arabica (coffee)
Lineage: Eukaryota; Viridiplantae; Streptophyta; Magnoliopsida; Gentianales; Rubiaceae
Product: protein MULTIPLE CHLOROPLAST DIVISION SITE 1
Biological process (GO): chloroplast fission
Cellular component (GO): chloroplast inner membrane; chloroplast
Source: RefSeq, a predicted model, not a curated record